Messenger RNA from Petromyzon marinus (sea lamprey), 5128 nucleotides. The record is from RefSeq and is a predicted model, not a curated record. Lineage: Eukaryota; Metazoa; Chordata; Hyperoartia; Petromyzontiformes; Petromyzontidae.
CACACACACACUACUAGCACACACACUACUACUAGCACACACACACACACUACUAACACACACGCGUACACACGCACACACACGCGUACACACGGACUCUGUAUCGCCAUAAUCCCUGCGCUCUCCGCUACGCACACACGUACACACGGCGCCUGCAGCAUCACACAGCAUCACCACCACCAUCGCAAUCACUCGCGAGUGUCACCCGCUGCUGGGUAGCUAACUCCAUCGAUUAUACAACAACAAGAACAACAACAAGACCAACAACAAGUACUACUGCCGUGCACGCCUUGUGAACAUCACCAGCUAGUCGCGGUCAUUAACUCCUCCUGCCCACGGCCGGGGAAUCGAGACGGAGAGCCCCAGGAGCGGCAGUGAGGGGAGCCGGUCGGGUGGGGGGGGGGGGGGGGCUGAGGGGGGCUGCCGACUCGGCGAGGGUCGCCGCCCACGCCAUGGGCUGCGGCACGUCCAGCCCGUGCCGUUACCCCGGCCUCGAACAAGACCGAGAGAGCCAUGAAGUCGGCGGUGCUGAUCCAGCGGUGGUACCGGCGCCACGUGGCCCGGCUGGAGGCGCGGCGGCAGUGCACCUGGAAGAUCUUCCAGUCCAUCGAGUACGCGGCUGAGCAGGACCAGCUCAAGGUGAGCGGCGGUGGCACGGGCGGGGGGGGAGCGCCACGCCAGCCGGGAGGCCUCCGGAAAUCCCACGCGGCCGUCGCCGGUCACGGCCGUGCCGAGCGCGAGCCGAGACCUGGGCCUCGUUCGCAGACACCCUUACCGAUCCCCGCCUCGCGCCUUCGCCGACCCGCACCGACCGGCGUGGCGAAGCACGGCCAAGAACCCCCGUGGCCGGCACGGUCUAGGGGAGGCCUUCGUCCGGCAGUCGACUGACAGGGGGCCGAACGUCGUCGUUGUUAUUAUUGCACCACCCACCGUCGCCUCUGUCCCUCUGCGUGGCAGCUUCACAACUUCUUCAGCUCGCUCAUCGAGCAGCACACGCCGCGGGAGCCGGGGGAGUGCGGCGCUGGCGGAUACGACGAGGUUCCACGCUGGCUCGGGCGCCCGCCGGGCGGCAGCUGCGAGGAGGAGUCUGCGCUGUGCGACGCCAUCCAGGUGCCCGGCGACUACACGGGCCCGCGGCUCGACUUCCCGCUCGCGCCCGGCCAGGCCGUCGCCCUCGUCAACGCCUUCAAGAAGAAGCAGGCACGCGUGCUGCACGCUCGCUUCGCGCUGCGCCUGCUGCUGGAGGCCAGGAGCCUGCUGCACCACCUGCCCACCGUGCGCCACGCCUCCACCGCCAACAGGCGCGACAUCACCGUGUGCGGUACGGCCGGCGGGGACCUCCAUGGGCAGCUGGAGGACCUCUUCCUCAUCUUCUACAAGAACGGGCUGCCGGGUGUCGAUCGGCCGUACAUCUUCAACGGCGACUUUGUGGACCGUGGCUCGAGCUCGUUGGAGGUGCUGCUCGUGCUGCUCGCCUUCCUGCUCGCACACCCGCACGACGUCUUCCUGAACCGCGGCAACCACGAAGACUACGUCAUGAACACGCGGUACGGCUUCACGAAGGAGAUUUUGAUGAAGUACAAGGUGCACGGGCGGCUGAUGGCGCGCGUCGUGCGGGACCUCUUCAGCUGGCUGCCGCUCGCCACCGUGGUGGACCGCAAGGUGCUGGUGGUGCACGGCGGGCUGUCGGCAGCCACCGACCUGGAGCUGCUGGCCCGCAUCGACCGACACCGGUACGUGUCGGCUCUCAGGCCGCCCAAGCGACGGACGAAUCGGGGCCUCGACGCUCCUCCUGCCGACUCCUCUCCCUCGUCGUCCCCUCGUCAACAGCGCUCCGCCCACUCCUCCGUGUCCGACGACGUCAACUUCGACGAGGAGUGGAAGCAGGUGGUGGACGUGCUGUGGAGUGACCCCGUGCCCCAGGAGGGCUGCACCCCCAACUUGUACCGCGGUGGGGGCUGCUACUUCGGGCCGGACGUGACGCGCCACAUGCUGCAUCGCCACGGCCUGCAGCUGCUGGUGCGGUCCCACGAGUGCAAGCAGGAGGGAUACGAGCGCACGCACGGUGGCCAGGUCAUCACAAUCUUCUCUGCCUCCAAUUACUACGAGGUGGGCAGCAACCGCGGGGCCUACAUGCGCCUGGGGCCCGAGCUCACGCCCAGCUUUGUGCAGUACCAAGUGGGCAAGGCCACUCGCAAGCUCACCCUGAGACAGAGGGUGAGCGCUGUGGAGCAGUCGGCCAUGCCCCUGCAGGAGAAGCUGCUCGCUCACCGCAGUCAGCUGAUGGCCGCCUUUGAGCGUGCGGACCCUGAGCACACCGGUCGGCUGGUGCCCGUAUCGGAGUGGGCGCUGCUCGUGGAGCAGGAGCUGCAGCUGGGGCUGCCGUGGCGCUUGCUGCACCAGCAGCUCGCGGGGCCACCAGGGGGCGGCGGCGGUGCCGCCGAGGCGCCCGGCGGCUCCGUCGCCUACGCCGGCUGCUUCCCCGAGCGGCACGCCGGGCAGACGCAGCUGCACUCGGUGCGCGGAGACCGUGCUGAUUGUGGCGGCCGUGUCGGCGGUGUUGGCGGUGGUGUUCGUGGUCAGACCCAAAGGUGCAAUGUUUCAAGCCUCGCUCGAAGGAGUACGGCACUCGGCAUCAACGACGCAGUGGCACCACGGGAGGGUGCGAGCGAGGGCCGCUGUUGCGACCGUGCCGUUGGGGCCGCUGUUGCGACCGUGCCAUUGGGGCCGCUGUUGCGACCGUGCCAUUGGGGCCGCUGUUGCGACCGUGCCGUGAGGGCCGCUGUUGUGAUCGUGCCAUUGCAGGGCAUGCAGCCGGGACUCCUAGAGACGAUCUACCGGCACCGCAGCAGCCUCGAGUCCAUCUUCCACGCCAUCGACCAAGACCACUCGGGCCUCAUCUCCUUCGAGGAGUUCCGCCAGGCGUGGCGCCUGCUGAGCUCUCACGUGCAGGAGGGCGUCAGCGAUGACGACGUCCUCGGCCUCGCCCGCUCCAUCGACUUCAACCAAGACGGCUCCAUCGACUUCAACGAGUUCCUCGAGGCAUUCCGCCUGGCCGAAAAGCCGCAGUAGCCACCCCCGCAGCCGCACCGAGGGAGACGGAGCGGCGGAAUCGUGGAGCGUCGAUGGAUCGCCACCGUCUCUCCCCCUCUCCCGCUCCGGGCGUCUUCCGUGGACGUGCCGUGCGAUUUUCGCGACGCCGCCGCCAAUAAUUGUCCCCCUCCCCGCCCCCACGGGUUUUUGGUUGACGCUCGUGACGGGCCUGCGGUGGAAAUUCCACAUUCACGGGGCAGGCGGCCAGUCUGGUCCACUCCAUUUGGGUGGCCGCUGUUAACGUACCCACCCCGGAGGGAUGAUGAGUCAACCCUCAUGCAGGAUUUGAACUCGCUACCGACUCCGUGUUUUACCAAGAUCCACACGAAGACGUCGGUGAUGCCACGACCGCUACCACCGCCACGACCACCACCACCGCCACCACCACCACCACCUCUACCACCACCACCACCACCACCUCUACCUCCACACUGCCAUCGCUCUCCAGCCUCCGUCAGAUCCCGCAGCAGCAGUAGCUGCUGCGCAGGAAUGAGAUGCACAGCGACCUCCUCCAAGAGCCUUACGUUAGCAAUUGGACACCUCCGUUUGGAACUCUCGGCGGGAAGCAGCGCCACCUCCCUGUGCAGGAGGGAGAAAGGUUCGUGGAAGUCGACGCCUGGGUCCCACUUCCCAUGCCUGCUUCAUUGGCCUCUUCAUCCCCAUUGAGGGCGAGCACAUUGAAGGUGUCUUGCAAGCAGACACUAAAACUCGUGUUUGCAUUCGCACCGCUACAAUCGGCCAAAUCUCGUGGCACAACUGUGGUUGACACGAUGCUCGUGUCGGGAGCAGUGACGCAAUAGUUGGCACGCUUGCCCUUUGAACUCGGUAAGCUGAGUUCAAUUCCCGGCUAUGGCUAACAUCUGUGGCAAAUUACCAGAAUGGUGACGUUUGGUCAGACCAGCUUCUAUGAUGGACACAGCGCAGGGAGGCCUUCAUCCAGCAGCAGAUUGACAAAGUGCCGUGAUUUUGUUAAAUUUCAGUUUGUGUGUUCAUCAACGACUGGGCUGAGACCACCAGCCCAUUCAUCUUGAGAAGCCACUUUAUUAAAUCUGACAUCUAAACACAAUGGUAUCUUAAUUCUGUCUCAACCAAGGGACACAUGGUGAGCCAGCAAGUACCCCUUUCCCCCUCUGUUCGCCCUGCCCACUUUUGCAAGCACCACCUCCUUGGCCACUUGCACCACCCCCUCAGCCACUAGCACCGCCCCCACAAGGGUUAAGUGGCUCCCCAUUGGUCCCCGCCGAACGCCCGCAUCGUGAUUCCGGAGCACGCGGCCAGGGCAUCAGGAAAGGAGACCGGCGACAAAGUUCGGACUUUUCCCAAAAAAUAUUUAGUGGGGAAAUAUUUUUUGGUGGUUUUACACUCUACGUGCGGCUUGUAGAGUCCUUGCUGGAGGGGAUGCAGCAUAUGCAGAGUGGUUUAUUUAUGGGCCGGGGCUACGGUCCCCAAUGAUGCACGGUGAGAAAUGUCAUCUUGGGCACCGAAGUCCCCUAACUCCUACGCCCUGAACCCUUAAACACGAACCCCUAACCCCAACUUCCAACCGUCAUCUUUAACCCCAAUCCCUGAAGCUCUAGUCGUAACCCUUACCUCCACACCGCUAAAUUUAACCAUUCCACCUAACCACUAAAACCUAAAUCGUAAAAACUCCUCACCCUAACCCCUGGUCCUAAACCCCAACUCGAAAACCGUAACCCUAAUCCAUAACCUCCAAUCCUUACCCGACAAUUCUGCAGAGAAACCGAAUGAGUGGCAAGGGUUGAUCGGAAUGGACCGCGAAUGGGUCAGCGCUCACCCCAUCAAGGUCUGUGAUUGGACGACAUGGGGAGGGGGGGGGGUGCAGGCACAAUCCAAAGAAGGCCUGUGAUUGGACGAAAAUGUGCUCUGCGAUUCGAUCAAAUUCUUGCCUACGUAUUCUUUGGUUCUUUCGGUAAAGUCACGUAGAUAGAAAAAAUAAUACAAAUAAAGUGAAUAAAAACAUCACGACGUUUCGAUCGCAACACAAGCGGUCGUCAUCAGGGAAAGGCGUUAUCCU